AUGGUCUUCCCCGGCGCCCUCAGCAGGGGCUGUGACCGCUGCAGGAAGCGAAAGAUCAAGUGUGAUGGAAGACGUCCAGGAUGCAAACGCUGUGAGCUAUACAAAGCCUCGUGCCCUGGCUAUGAUCGCCCACUAGCGUUCCGAUUCCACGGAGAGCCUGGUCAUAGUCUUGUUCGUGGUGAGCAUGUUGCCCGUCGUAAAUCGGCGCAGACCCUCGUCUUGGGCAAGGGGUCAAGUUAUGGGCUCACUCCCUCAAGGCUUACCAGCAUAGUGGUCGCUCGACAACCCCAGCCCUCAUUCGAGGAUGAGUCCCUUGCCUUCUUCCUGCACGAGUACUGCGUGCAUCCGGCGCCAGGCGUCAUUGGGGGCCAUAUGGAAUUCCUCGAGGCUUACAUGGCACUUUCUCGGCACUACAAAUCGUCAACGCUCUAUGUUGCGGCGCGGGGCCACUACGGAGCUGCCCUACGUACUGUCAAUAGAGAUCUGUCUGUAUCAAAAAGGCCCCUGAAAGACGAGACCUUGGCGUCGUUGAUGCUCAUGGGUAUGAUUGAGGAUAUUGAGUGCCAAGGGCAAACAACAAAGGCCGUGCACAUGGCAGGUAUUUCCAAGUUAUUCGAUCUCGUUGGUCAUCGAGUUCUCACAAAGGUUGACGAAUCUUCGCUCCAUUCGUGGAUCUUUACGCAAAUGCAACUCCCAUCCCUCGUGGCCAAGGAGAGUAUGAAGUGCCUAGACAUUCCUGACGCACAACUGGAUACCAAAAGGCAUGUCGUACGCUUGGCCCUGGUGGUGACUCGCAUUGGACAGUUCUACCGAGCCUCCAAGCAAAUCACAGCCCCCGAUCCAGGAUUGACACCAAGUGUGCAGCAAGCCCAGCUCGUGUCGCUCAUCAAACAAGCCUUGGCAAUUGCAGGGGAGCUAGCUAUGAUCCAGAAGGACGCCAUGCCCACGAAACUCAGACCACAAGAGACGACGGACAAACGGCCCAAGAACCCAGCCAAUCAGUCUCUCAUCAGUUUCGAUUCACGAUGGACUGCCUCGAGGUGGAGUCAGUUUGCUUUGUACUUAAUUCUCUUCUUCACGAGACUGUCCAAGUGCUCGGACGCUCUAUUGCAGCUGGAAACUAUAGGUGAUGAGGAGACACAAUUGGCCCGGACUGCCGGAGCUAUCUCCGUAGGGCAGAUCAAGGCCAUGACCCAUAAGCUCUGCAGUGCCCUACCUUACUUGAUGGGUGAGGUCAACAAGCAGGGGCGGCCUCUCUCGGUGCCGGAACGGCAAAGCGUCAUCAUGUACCAUCUCGUUUGGCCGCUCUCUGUCGUGAUUGUGAGCCCUUAUAGCACCCCUGAGCAAGUGGAGGACGGGCAAACCAGGCUGAACGAGAUUCGGGACAUGUACGGCAUUAGACUCGCUUAUUUUGCCCCAGGUUUAGCGAGAGAUUUGAUGGCUUAG
This is a messenger RNA of Fusarium poae, 1446 nucleotides long. RefSeq lists its product as uncharacterized. Gene Ontology annotation, molecular function: zinc ion binding; DNA-binding transcription factor activity, RNA polymerase II-specific. Gene Ontology annotation, biological process: regulation of DNA-templated transcription. The transcript is spliced from 5 exons. The record is from RefSeq and is a predicted model, not a curated record. Lineage: Eukaryota; Fungi; Ascomycota; Sordariomycetes; Hypocreales; Nectriaceae. The coding region runs from base 1 to 1446 and encodes 481 amino acids.